AUGCACUGGCAGUCCAAGAUUGUGGACGCCCCGUUGGCGGAACAUAUUCCCUUCGACUGCUUAGCCAAGGAAGAUCUCGGCGAGCUAGAACGACGAGACUUGGAGAAACAAUUUCAGUUUCCUCAGUCGUUGAAGUCCCAAAUAUUUCCUCCGUUCACCGUCCAGCAUGUAUUUUGCGACGGUGCAGGUGUCCAUCGUAUUGUGUCUGCAUUUGCCUCUCUACUUCGGGGUGAGACAAUUGAGCCUAUUGAGGAGGCGCGACCGUCUGAGAUUCUGUUUCAGGCGCCCAAGCGGGGACAUCGGCUAGACGACCUCGCCAGGAAGCAAAAGGUUCACGUGACUAGACACGACCUCCUCAUGGCAAUAAUUGCGCAGGCCACAAUUAAAGCGUUCCCAGGCCUGUCCCCUACACCUAUAGGCUUCAUUUACAACUUCAACCAUCAUCUGGAAAAGCCGGCACCAUUGCACAACACUUUCUGGCCAAUAUCUAUUCCCCUGGCCCAGGGAAUUGAUAAGCCUCAUGGUGAUGACCAGCUCAUCGUGCUUGCGAUUCAGGUCCGCCAUGCUGUUUGUGCCGCCCGUAGCCCUGAAUGCUUAGAGCUCUUCCGUGAGAGAUAUGAAUCGAUGGGGCCCAAGCAGCCAUUGCACCCGGCCAAUCUCAACCCGAAUCGCCCCAAUAUCCAAGUUUCCUCUUCAGCGCAUCAAAAUUGGUAUGACAUAUCAUUUGGACCCGGGGUCAAACCCUACUAUGCAGAUUUUCAUGUACCGGUGAUAGAUGUUUUUGCAUAUCUUGGAUGGGAGUACCAUGACUUGAUUAUUACCACCAAGGACAAAGAAAAAUCUGGGUUCUGCAUUCAUGGCUCACUCCACACGGAGGUUUGGCGAUGGCUUGAGCAUAUCUGUGAUCCUUCAAUUCCAGCUCCUUCGCAAAAAGAGUAUGCGCGGCUCUGA
Penicillium atrosanguineum is the source of this 951-nucleotide messenger RNA. RefSeq lists its product as uncharacterized. The transcript has 5 exons. The record is from RefSeq and is a predicted model, not a curated record. NCBI's taxonomy places the organism in Eukaryota, Fungi, Ascomycota, Eurotiomycetes, Eurotiales, Aspergillaceae. Bases 1 to 951 code for a protein of 316 amino acids.